UGCAUGCCCAGCUGCAAUAUUAUUGUUCACUUGAUUUAGAGUUUUCUUUCUCAUAUAUUCUUCCUCCUCUUCUUCUUCUUCCUCCUCCUUCUUCUUCUUCUUCUGUGAUUGAUCUUUCCUUCUAUCCAUCCAUCCAUUGCCAUGGAGCUCAAAGCUGGCAUCCUUUCCAUCUUCCUUCUCUUUCUCCUCCUGGCCUCGCCUUGCCUUCCGGAUGAUUCUGGGAUUUAUGAUAUUGAUUAUAGAGGGCCGGAGACUCAUUCGUACAUUCCUCCACCAAAUCGAUCUGGAGGCAAGCAUCAUUCAAUUCCUCGCCUAAGCAGUCUGAAACAUCGCAAAUCUAGAGCUGGAAAAGGAGCAAAAGGUAAAAGGAUUCGUGGAUAGAGAAGGUUUUGGUGAUGAUGAUGAUUAAUUGUAUUAGUCUAGUCAGGUCGGGUGAGCUACUUAAUUACUGCUAGUUACUGCGUGCUUCAAGUGUAUUAGUUCUUUGUGAGUAGUAGAGACAUUAAUUCUUUGUAAAUUGAGAUUCUGAGGCUUGGACUUGUUUGGCUGCAGCUUGAAUUGUUGUGGUUUGGUAUGUUACCAAAAGCUGUUCCAUACAUAUAUAUAUAUAUAAUAUAUAUAUGCCUAUAUAGCAUUGUUGUUUGUGUAGAAGAA
Messenger RNA from Diospyros lotus (date-plum), 654 nucleotides. RefSeq lists its product as uncharacterized. The transcript has 3 exons. Lineage: Eukaryota; Viridiplantae; Streptophyta; Magnoliopsida; Ericales; Ebenaceae. Bases 142 to 381 code for a protein of 79 amino acids. The record is from RefSeq and is a predicted model, not a curated record.